This is a messenger RNA of Symbiodinium sp. CCMP2592, 3516 nucleotides long. Lineage: Eukaryota; Dinophyceae; Suessiales; Symbiodiniaceae. The record is from the annotation of a GenBank genome assembly.
AUGGUCGAAGAAGCCCUUCUUCCGCCCCCAGCGGUCUUUGCCAGAGACGACCCUUUUGGUGUUCCGCCUGGUCCAGACGGUCGCGAGUACGACCGUGACCUUGAGCACUGGCAAUCUUGCGGCAAAUCGUCAUGUGCACGCUGCUUUUUCGAGAUGGGGUAUGCAGGCCGCUUGAGAAAAGGCCAAAAAACAGCCGCGAGCCCGGACGAGACGAAGGCAUGGUCAAAAAGGUUUUGCUUCCAUCACCCCACCCUCGGUAGCCGGACGUGGUUGUGUGUACGACCGCACUCCUGGUCUCACUGGGCUGCCGGGUGUUGGGUUUGCUCCCAUUUCCCGCCAGUGAAGUAUCCGUCGUCAUUCAGCCGCUUAGAAGUGUCGACGGCAGCAGCGAUUCAGCCAUCGCACUUCAAGACUCACGAGACCUCAAAAGGGCAUCUGGAUGCGAUGAGACAGAUGGUGAAGGCUCUCACUCCAGGGUCUUCCGAUACGCCGGUCGCCAGUGAGCCAGAUGAUGUGCCAAGGCUGGACAGAUUUCACCUCGCGGGCCUCAUCGUGAGUCGUCACGACACCUACCGUGACUAUGAAGCUUACGCCAGGUCUCUCAGGGUCUCCAGCAUUUUUGGUGACACUGGCGAUGUCUCUCGUCGGGUCUGCCAACAAAUGCUGCUUUGCUUGGCUGAACCACUGCAGAUACAGGACCAAGCUGUCAUUGCUAAGGCCGGUCUCCGGGGUCUAGCCACGGCUGGAUCUUUGACACUGGACGUACGAGAUGGUCUCCUUUUAGUCAUCGCCCGCUGGUAUUACCGUGACUUGCAGCAGAACGAUUUUCUGCCAAGUUCAGGUGUCUACGAGCACCUGCUGGGGGCCAUGAGAGAGCAGCCAGGCGGUGGCGCACGUGCUUCAGCCCAGGCCGUCCGCCACAUCUGCAGACAGGCGGCCACUCGGAGGCAUGGGCGACGUGGUCCCAACUCCUGCUAUGGUGAAGGAGAUGUCUGCGACGAGGAUUUGUACCGCAAGAUGCAGUCUGUGGUCUUCUCCAUCCUGGCAGACGGGGGUCCAACCGAGCAGUCUGCUCUUCCGCACCUUGUGGAAGAGUUCCCCAAUGUUACUCUGAGCUGGCGGGAUAGGUGCCAUCGCACUCGCUCGGUCAUGAAGUCCAUCUGGCAGCCGCUGAAUGACCGGUGUGGAGGUCUACUGGGCCAGCUGGUUACCGACGAGAAAAGCUUUGCACGCAUGAUGAAGAGUUCGGUCAAGUACUCUGGUCUCUUCAAAGAGGCGCAGAAGGAAGCCAGUGAUUGGUCCAGAGCGGUGAAAAGCCUGAGCUUCGCAAUGCAAAGAUUUGACUCGUUGACGACUCCUCUGUUUCGGGUCAUCACUCUGUUUCCGUCGGUACUGAGAUUCCUUUGCAAUAUGACCAGAGCAGAUGUGGGGGACAGUGAGGACCGUGUGUGGUCUCGCAGAUACCUGGAGGCCUUCACCAGCAGAUCCAAGCAGGGCGGUCUGAACUUGGCCAAAGCUGCCUUGGUGGGCGAUGCCCUUUUGGUCUUGCAGAGGUUCCUGCGGCUGGACGACCAUGCCGAGAGUGAUGUGCUGCUUAAAGCCCGCGAGGCAAUGGAAACCAAGCAGACUUUGAAGCUUUUGUUCAAGGAGGACGGCAUCUUCCACGCAGCCGCAGGUGACACACUCCUGCAGAAAGCAGUGGCAGGUCUCAAUGCCUUGGGACCGCUGCGCUGGCACGAGGGUUCACGGGAAAUCGUCGCAUCCGUGGAGCACCCAGACAUGAACGUGCUCAAAGAUUUUUCCAGGUCUUUGUAUGACCUGAUGUCUGCCAGCUUCGAGGCCUUCUUCCCCAACCACGACCACGUCAAUGCGUUCGCAGCUCUUGACCUGGAGGCAGGUCUCACAUGGCCCGAACGACAAAGUCUGGUUGAGGUCUUAGCCUCCCACGAAAAAGUUUGCAAAGCGCAGCUGUGGCUGCAGCUGGCUGGGUCUGACAGCGACAACGGGCCCAAGCUCGGCCUGUUUGCAAGAGCUUUCUAUUACUUCGAAAACCCUGCCAAGAUGGAUGGACAAGGUGCCCUCACAAAGCGGCGACCCGAACGCUCUGUUGCGGAGGUUGGCCGAUCCCGCGCUGCUUGGCUCAAAGUCUUGGCCGAGCUGAAGCCAGAGCAAAGAGCCAGAAGGUCUCUGGCGGUCUCUCUUCUGGAAAAGUCUUUGGCCUUGCAGAGCGGGACACAGUCGGUCGAGAGAUUCCUUGGGGAGGCUGCUCUGGCCGAGAACCAAUACCGUGCUCAACAUUUAACGGAUUGGAACCUGCAAGCUGCGAUCAAGCUCAAUGUCCAAAGCUUGAGAGGGUCUCGCAAGCCCAAGGCUUUCAACCCGGACGAGCUGUUCGAGGGGCCUCUUGACACCGUGCGGUUUCGAACUUCGAUGUCUUUCAAGGCCUCGAAAUACGGUGUUGCAGUCCAGAACUCCUACAGAGACUUCUUCGGCGAGAAAAAGCUUCCCCACCGAUCCCUGGAUCCUUCGAAGGCGCAACGCGAGCAGUCAGACAAGCCUGGUCUGGGGAACAUAAAACGGGAGUCUGCGAAGCGAAGCCUGGAGAAGGAGAUGCGGUUGCACAGCAGAUCCGUUUCUGCAGCGGUGGAGAGUGCAGCACGAGAACAACCCUCCGCAUCCAGGUCUUCCAGCUCGUGGGAGCCAAUGGUCCAGGAGAUGGCUGAGGUGGCUGCAGCACGUGAAAAGCGGUCUCUCCGGAGUGACGAUGCCGUGCCGUCUCAGGCAAAGCGGCAAAAAGUCCAGGAGGAUGACGCUGAUACCUUCGAAACUGCCCUUCGUCGCAGCCGCUUUCUGACGGAGAAGAAGAAAGCAGUGGUGAGUGAGACUCCCGCUGGCAGCCUGGUACCAUAUGUAGAUUCCAAAGGAGGAGUUUACCAGAAAAAGCUGCUUGUGCCAGCUCCUACGGCUCCUACGGCGCCGGUCUUGCCCCAGAUGAUCAAGGUCUCUGCUGCUCCUGCUGCUAGCAAAGCUGUGCCAAUCUGGCGGGGCUAUUGCCUCGCAACUUCGGUGUCGGAGGCUGAUGUGGUUUUGCUGCCAAAUGCUGGUCAGGACCUUUACUCACCGACGGCCUUGGAAGCCCGCUUGUGGGGCAAGCGAGUGGUGGACCGGCAAUGGCUGAAAAGCAAGAUGACUGAGGGUCUUUGCAUCUCUUUUGAAGCGGCUUUGGAGAGGCAUUUGUACUUUCAUCUGCAUGAGACGUUUCGCCAUGACUACCCGGAGCACACUGAGGCAUUAGUGAGCUCUGUCAAGGCCUUUAAGCGGAAGGGUCGCAAAAAAUGCCUGGUGGUGGAGCCCGGAGACAUGCCAACCGAGCCUAAACACCCACGGCUGACCUAUCAGCUGGUCUCCCUGAAAGAGCAAGACCGGAUAGCUGCUGAGUCUACAGAUGGCAAGGUCUCGCAGACUUUGAAUCUGGAGCAAUGCAUCAACCUGUUGACGGUUGUGCAGAAAGUGUAG